This is a messenger RNA of Periophthalmus magnuspinnatus, 2628 nucleotides long. It is a transcript of the gene pigs, whose product is annotated as phosphatidylinositol glycan anchor biosynthesis, class S. Bases 73 to 1761 code for a protein of 562 amino acids. Gene Ontology annotation, cellular component: GPI-anchor transamidase complex. The transcript has 12 exons. Gene Ontology annotation, biological process: attachment of GPI anchor to protein. NCBI's taxonomy places the organism in Eukaryota, Metazoa, Chordata, Actinopteri, Gobiiformes, Gobiidae. The record is from RefSeq and is a predicted model, not a curated record.
GCGACACAGUGGACCACGUGACAUUUGGCUGUUCGGGUGAGCUCCGCGAGCGCACCCGUUUCAUUCAGACUCAUGGCGCCUACGGAAGUGGAACGAAGGCGGGGCCAGCUUGCUGCUCUGUCCAUAGCAGCAGUAGUCAUCAUUGUGGGUGUCCCUUUAUGGUGGCGAACUACUGAAACCUACCGUGCCUGGCUACCAGUCAGCCAAAUACAGGAGCUUGCUGAUCUGCAGCUUCAAUUAAGUGCUGAUGUAGAAGUUGUUUUUGCACGAGGAACAGUCACUCCAGAGCAACAAAAAAAGAUUCCACUGACACUGACGAAGGAUGAGGAACACAUAAUCGAUGAAACCACAUCUCUGAGGUACAGGUAUGAGAUCAGAUACCGCACAGCUACCAUCAUGGAGGAAGAUGCUUUAAACCAGCCUACAGCUGCAGAAGCUGAUCUUUCACUGCACACACUCAGUGAAAGUCCAUGUGGCUCUUUAGUGAUUUACAUAAUCCCAGAUUCCUCACAGUUGCUCCCAGAGAAAACUGAUGUUUCCAUUGGCCAGCGUCGAACAGCUGUGCUGCGUGUUGGUGCUCAGGUGAAAGUUGGAAAAACACUGGAGCAGUUGCUGACUCACCUGGAGCCUCGGAUCCAACAGGUGUUGCAGGUGAUGUCCUUCAGUCACACUGAUGUCACCGCUGCCCUUAGCGAUCGUGUCCGCCUCAGCCCGGGAAGUAGAGAGAGCAUUGCCGACAGUAUGAGAACCUUCAAAUCAAGCCCUGGUUAUGAGAUCACAUUCAGUCUGUUAAACCCAGACCCCAAAUCACACAGGCUUCAUUGGGACAUUGAGGGUGCUGUGGAAAGGUACAUACAACCUCUACUUUCAAAACUUGCUCCAGUGGCCAACUUUAGUAUUGAUUCUCAGAACUUGUACUAUGCCAUGCUUGGUGUCAACCCUCGUUUUGACAGCAACCGUAAUGCAUACACACUCAAUGCUGAUAGUCUUGCUCAUGUCAUAAACCCUGUUGAAGCUAGACUUGGUUCUAAUGCAGCCUCCUCCAACCCAGUGCUGAAUUUUUUGUUAUAUGUUCCUGAUGUCAAUCACUCACCUCUUUUCAUUCACAAUCACAACAAACAAGAAGUACCUUCAAAUGCAUUUCAUUCACCGCGCUGGGGCGGUAUUAUGGUUUAUAAUGUUAAUGGCUUUUAUGGGCCAGAUGCUACUUUCCCUAUUGACAUUAACAUCGACAUGGCGAAAGUUAUGGGUGUAUUCCUUGCACAACUCCGACUCUUGUUGGGAGUGCAGUCUUCUCCCCUUCCCUUUGGUUUUCUGGUGGCACCCUGCAAUAGUUUUGGAUUGGCUGAUUGGGAGCUUGACCGCCUCAUGUGGAGUAGAACUGUGGAAAAUGUUGCAACUGCCACUACUACAAUCACCUCUUUGGCACAAUUGCUGGAUCAGAUAGGCAACAUUGUUAUCAAUGACAAUAUUGCCCAAGAGGUGUCCAGUGCUGUAACAGCUCUGCAAUUGGCCAUAGCUGAGUUGGAAGUAGGGAACCUCGGCCUUGCACUGCAAUACAGUAAAGAGGCCAUCUUAGCUUCAGAAAAAGCAUUCUUUGAUCCCUCAUUGCUCCACCUCCUGUACUUUCCUGAUGAUCAGAAGUUUGCAAUUUACAUCCCUUUGUUUUUGCCCAUGUGUGUACCAAUCUUUCUGUCACUGCUAAAAAUAUUAUCAGAGUUUAGACAAAGACGGAAGCAGAAACAAGCCAAAAAGGACUAAAACAUGAGCAAUGUGUAAAAAUUAAACUUUUAGUCCCUUUAGGAUUUUAUUGUCAAAAUUGAGCUAUACAUAUAUUGUUCCUGAAUAUAUUUUGGUCACUUGAUUUAGCAGUUCUCAUUAUUUGGGGUUUUGCCAGUACUGUAUACCGUGAAGCUACUCAUUCCCUUGUGCUCAAUUGAUACUUUGCAGUGACGUAAUGCUGGAGGUGUUAUCCUUGUAUGUGUAUGCCAAAAUCAAUUAAUCAAAGACAGCCAAAAAAGUUUUUAGAUUGAAAAAAUACAAAAUUGAUUUAAACACGGGCCACCUGCUUUUAUUUCCUCUGAAAGCUUUUGUCAUCUACUUACACUAAGUUCUUCCCUCUGAUGCCUUCAACAUCGCACCAUUGGUUUCUUAAGGCCAAGCUUACAUGCAGCGGCUCUAUUUCCAUCUGUGAUGGCCAGAUCGAUUGCCUUUAACUUAAAAGCUUCAUGGUCCUGUAUAGGUGUUACAACAAAAUGUGAGUGUCUGUGAAAAAGUGUUGGCUAAUGCUUGCAUGAGUUCUUUCUGGCCAAACUGUGUUGAAAUAAAGUUCAGAAGUAUAACAAAAUCUCAAACAUAGCAGAACCUACAGUAUCACAAUCCCAGGGAAUGUUGAUGACAUCUGUUAGAAAGCGUCAAUGAACGGUCAGAAUUUUAAACCUUAAAACUACUCAGAACUCAGAUAGAUCCCUAUCAUUCUAAUGUCUAUUGAGUAACCUCAAUUUUGGAAUGUAAAUGGUGAAGGUAACAAUAACUUGUCACUUCCAAUUUUAUUAUGUUGUUUUUUUAUUAUUUUAUUAUUAUUUGAUGUUUAUUUAUUGAAUAAAGUUCAGUUCUAUAUAUAUAUAU